Molecule: messenger RNA, 2161 nt
Organism: Salvelinus namaycush (lake trout)
Lineage: Eukaryota; Metazoa; Chordata; Actinopteri; Salmoniformes; Salmonidae
Product: zinc finger protein 585A-like
Exons: 1
Biological process (GO): regulation of transcription by RNA polymerase II
Molecular function (GO): RNA polymerase II cis-regulatory region sequence-specific DNA binding; DNA-binding transcription factor activity
Source: RefSeq, a predicted model, not a curated record
UACUCCUGCUCUGACUGUGGAAAAUGCUUCAAAACAUCAACUGAGCUAAAAGUUCAUCAGAGAACACACACAGGAGAGAAGCCUUAUUACUGCUCUGACUGUGGAAAAUGUUUUAAAACAUACUCUCAGCUAAAGGUUCAUCAGAGAACACACACAGGAGAGAAGCCUUUCUUCUGCUCUGACUGUGGAAUUAGUUUCUCUCAACUUUCCAACUUAAAAUCACAUGAACGUAUACAUACAGGGGAGAAGCCAUACUCCUGCUCUGACUGUGGGAAAUGUUUUAAAACAUUAUAUGAGCUAAAAGUUCAUCAGAGAACACACACAGGAGAGAAGCCUUUCUUCUGCUCUGACUGUGGGGUGAGUUUCUCUCAUCUGGGCACCUUAAAAACACACCAACUUAUACACACCGGAGAGAAGGCUUACGUCUGCUCUGACUGUGGAAAACGCUUCAAAACAUCAACUGAGCUAAAAGUUCAUCAGAAGACUCACACAGGAGAGAAGCCUUACGUCUGCUCUGACUGUGGAAAAUGCUUCAAAACAUCAACUGAGCUAAAAGUUCAUCAGAGAACACACAGAGGAGAGAAGCCGUAUUACUGCUCUGACUGUGGAACUAGCUUCUCAAAAUUUUCCCACUUAAAAACACAUGAACGUAUACAUACAGGAGACAAGCCUUUCUUCUGCUCUGACUGUGGGGCGAGUUUCUCUCGUCUGGGAACCUUAAAAACACACCAACUUAUACACACAGGAGCGAAGCCUUAUUCCUGCUCUGACUGUGGAAAAUGUUUUAAAAAAUCAAAUGAACUAAAAGUUCAUCAGAGAACACACACAGGAGAGAAGCCUUUCUUCUGCGCUGACUGUGGAACUUGUUUCUCUCAACUUUCCCACUUAAAGUCACAUGAACGUAUACAUACAGGGGAGAAGCCAUUCUCCUGCUCUGACUGUGGAAAAUGCUUCACAACAUCAACUCAUCUAAAAGUUCAUCAGAGAACACACACAGGAGAGAAACCUUAUUACUGCUCUGACUGUGGAAAAAAAUUUAAAACAUCAAAUGAGCUGAAAAUUCAUCAGAGGACUCACACAGGAGAGAAGCCUUUCUUCUGCUCUGACUGUGGGGCAAGUUUCUCUCAUCUGGGCACCUUAAAAACACACCAACUUAUACACACCGGAGAGAAGCCUUACGUCUGCUCUGACUGUGGAAAACGUUUUAAAACAUCAACUCAGCUAAAAGUUCAUCAGAUGACUCACACAGGAGAGAAGCCUUACGUCUGCUCUGACUGUGGAAAAUGCUUCAAAACAUCCACUGAGCUAAAAGUUCAUCAGAGAACACACACAGGAGAGAAGCCGUAUUACUGCUCUGACUGUGGAACUAGUUUCUCAAAAUUUUCCCACUUAAAAACACAUGAACGUAUACAUACAGGAGAGAAGCCAUACUCCUGCUCUGACUGUGGGGCGAGUUUCUCUCGUCUGGGCACCUUAAAAACACACCAACGUAUACACACAGGAGAGAAGCCUUACGUCUGCUCUGACUGUGGAAAACGUUUUAAAACAUCAACUCAGCUAAAAGUUCAUCAGAGAACACACACAGGAGAGAAGCCUUUCUUAUGCCCUGACUGUGGAACUAGUUUCUCUCAACUUUUCAACUUAAAAUCACAUGAACGUAUACAUACAGGGGAGAAGCCAUACUCCUGCUCUGACCUUGGAAAAUGUUUUAAAACAUCAAAUGAGCUAAAAGUUCACCAGAGAACACAUACAGUAGAAAAGCCCUUCCUCCUGUUCUGACUGUGGGUGAGUUUCUCUCGACUGGAUACCUUAAAAAGACCAACAUAUACAUGAAGGAGAGAAGCCAUACUCCUCCUCUGCCUGUGUAAAAUGCUUCAAAACAGCAACUGAGCUAAAAGUUGAUCAGAGAACACGCGCAUGAGAGAAGCCUGCUUACGUCUUCUCUGACUUUUGGGUGAGUUUCUCUCACCAUAGCAACUUAACACACCAAUGUAUACACACAGGGGAGAAGCCUUACUCCUGCUCUGUGGAGGGGUGCGCAUGUAAGUCAAACAUCUAGCCAAAGGCUGCGUGUUUGAAUCUCAUCAAGGAGGACUUUAGCAUUUUAGCUAAUUAGCAACUUUGCAACUUCUUACUACUUUUUAGCUAUGUUAGCAUGUUA